Molecule: messenger RNA, 684 nt
Organism: Acanthosepion pharaonis
Lineage: Eukaryota; Metazoa; Mollusca; Cephalopoda; Sepiida; Sepiidae
Source: the annotation of a GenBank genome assembly
AUGAAUUUUCUGAACUCCAGUGGAUCAGAUAUUUAUUAUUAUAUUUCAGAAAGAUUUCCAAGAAAACAUUUGAGUCGUUUUUCGUGUCUAUUUUCUUUCCAUCUUACAACGAAUUAUUGUUUCCAUUUCCAGCCUUAUUCUUUAAACAUAGUUUUAGUAUUUAAACAUAACAUAAUCUAUCUAUCUAUCUAUCUAUCUAUCUAUCUAUCUAUCUAUCUAUCUAUCUAUCUAUCUCAUCUUUAUCUAUCUCAGGCUUCUCAUCUCUUAUCUCUUUAUUAUCUAUCUAUCUAUCUAUCUAUCUAUCUAUCUAUCUAUCUAAUCGUCUUAUCUAUCUAUCUCAGGCUUCUCAUCGUCUUAUCUCUUCUUUAUCUAUCUCAGGCUUCACACAGUCUUAUCUCUUUAUUAUCUGUUUAUCUAUCUCAUCGUCUUAUCUAUCUAUCUCAGGCUUCUCAUCGUCUUAUCUCUUCUUUAUCUAUCUCAGGCUUCACACAGUCUUAUCUCUUUAUUAUCUGUUUAUCUAUCUCAUCGUCUUAUCUAUCUAUCUCAGGCUUCUCAUCGUCUUAUCUCUUCUUUAUCUAUAUCAGGCUUCACACAGUCUUAUCUCUUAUCUAUCUAUCUAUCUAUCUAUCUAUCUAUCUAUCUAUCUAUCUAUCUAUCUAUCCUUGUUAUUUUCCUUCACUCUAG